Messenger RNA from Artibeus jamaicensis (Jamaican fruit-eating bat), 1058 nucleotides. It is a transcript of the gene GP1BB, whose product is annotated as glycoprotein Ib platelet subunit beta. NCBI's taxonomy places the organism in Eukaryota, Metazoa, Chordata, Mammalia, Chiroptera, Phyllostomidae. The record is from RefSeq and is a predicted model, not a curated record. The transcript is spliced from 2 exons. The coding region runs from base 167 to 787 and encodes 206 amino acids.
CAGCGCCUGUUGGGGCAGCCUUGGGGUUAUUUCUGGCGGGACGGCCCGCCGUGCUGUGGGCCUGGUACCGGGAGCGCCGGCCCGGCAGGGGCGGGGCAGCCUUAUCAUCGGGUUCUCCGAGCAGUGCUUCCAGCUCCAGAGCAAGGCGGGCCACCAUCCUCUCGCCAUGGGCUCUGGGCCGCGCGGGGCGCUCAGCCUAUUGCUCCUGCUGCUCACGCAGCCUAGCCGCCCGGCCGCGGGCUGUCCGGCACCAUGUAGCUGCGCCGGGACGCUGGUGGACUGCGGGCGCCGCGGGCUGACGUGGGCCUCGCUGCCCGCCGCUUUCCCACCGGACACAACGGAGCUGGUGCUGACGGGUAACAACCUGACCGCGCUACCACCGGGGCUGCUGGACACGCUGCCCAGGCUGCGUAAGGCGCAUCUGGGCGACAACCCCUGGCGCUGCGACUGCCGCCUGGUGCCACUGCGUGCCUGGCUGGCGAGUCGUCUGAAACGGGAGCUCUACCGCGAUCUGCGCUGCGCCGCGCCACCAUCCCUGCUCGGCCGCGUGCUGUCCUACCUGACCGAGGAGGAGCUUCGUGCCGCCUGCUCGCCUGGAGUGCUCUGCAGGGCGUCGCUGGUGGCACCGCUGGUGCUGCUCGGCCUCGGGCUGCUGCACGCGCUGCUGCUGGCGCUGCUGCUGUGCCGCCUGCGGAGGCUGCGCGCUCGCGCCGCGCACCGCCUGUCGCUGACCGCCCCGCUAGUGGCAGGACCAGCUGGAGACCCGAGAGGAGAGGACUGGCGCUGAGCAAGGCGAGCCUGCCAGCUCCACAGGACCCUGCCCGAAGGAGCCCUGGCCCUAACCCGGACCCAUUCUCCUCCACUCAGGCACCAUUUCCCAGGCCAAACACCCCCUGCAGGCCCUGGCCCACAGGGGCCAGUUGCUGAAAGCCCACCCUUAAUCCCAGGGAGUCCACGCCCCGAAUGCGCAGGCAGAUCCAGGGGACCAACUGCAGCCCAAACCCUGUGGAGUCCUUCAUGCCAAACUCCAGUGCAGAAUAAACCCUUCCCCAAUCCGA